Molecule: messenger RNA, 4856 nt
Organism: Xenopus tropicalis (tropical clawed frog)
Lineage: Eukaryota; Metazoa; Chordata; Amphibia; Anura; Pipidae
Gene: relt
Product: RELT TNF receptor
Exons: 11
Coding region: 146-1447 (433 amino acids)
Source: RefSeq, a predicted model, not a curated record
AAAGAGAAACGUCGAGCAGGAACAGCACAUACGGGAGAUCCCGGAUUCUAGGCAGGUGGGGGGGGGUAAGGAAGAAACGCGUCGGCUUGUCUGCUUUGUCCUACUGCCCAGAGAUGGCAGUUACCCAGAAGCACCGGUCUGUACUAUGGAGGCAAGUGUGCGUCAUCUCUUAUUGGCCGGCAUAUUAACUCUGCUGAUUUGGGGUGGAACUUGCCAGACGGAGGAGCCAGAGAAGCUGGAAUGUGGCAAGGCCGAAUAUACCUCUGAAAAUGGGAACUGUACCCCCUGUGUGUUGUGCCCCCCGGGCAAAGAGCCGGAUAGGGCCUGCGGAUUUGGGAGGGGGGAAGGAGUCAGCUGCCAGAGUUGCGCCCCAGGAACCUUCUCAAACCGCUUGGGGAUGUCGUUCUGUACCCCGCUGACGCAGUGUGACAAGCGCAAGAGGAUGCUGCUAAGUGCCGGGACCCCCAAGGCAGACGCAGUGUGUGGGGGGUGCCUCUCGGGAUACUUCUCCCCGGUGGCCAAUAGCGCCAGUACCUGCUUCCCGUGCUGGUUGGCCCCCAUAAACACCACCGGCUGCGAAGGUCGCACCUCUCUGCGCUCUCGGGCGCUCAGGACUCUGGAAGUGGCCAAUAAACCGGACCCCAAGAUGCCUGCGAAUACCACGAGCGCGGGGGCCCGGGGCGACUCCAAUACCCAGUAUGCCGUGCUGGCCAUUGUGCCAAUCUUCUGCCUGAUGGGCCUGAUGGGGAUCUUCCUGUGCAACAUACUGAAGAAGAAGGGGUAUCACUGCACCUCCCAGAAGGAGCUGGAGGAACAGGCGCCCCCGCUGGAGAAGAACGCUCUGAACCACCCCUGCCUGUCGGAGGAGAAUGGCAAUGAGGACACUAUCGGGGUACUUGUGCGCCUCAUCUCUGAAAAGAAGGAAAAUGCCGCUGCCUUGGAGGAGCUGCUGAAGGAAUAUGAGAGCAAACAGCCGGCACCGGUCUCUGACAAGGGCCCUGACAGAGCCCUGACCCCCAUUCCUGCCAAUCCCAGCCGGCUGCUCCUCCUGCCCCAGAUGCCCCACCUGUGCAAACACCAACACCAUCUCCACACGGUGCAGGGGCCGGCAUUGCCCACCGGAUCCUGCUGCUCCCGUUGCAGCCAAAAGAAAUGGACCAACGUCCCGGGGCACCCGGAAUCUGCGCCCAACAGCGUAGCCCCCACCGCUAAAGCCUCCAAGGCAGCGGGCAAGGUGGGCCGGCAAGGGGAGAUCACCAUUCUGGCUGUGGGCAGGUUCCGAGUGGCCCGUAUCCCGGAGCAGAAGCCCAGCUCCCUAGAGGUGAAAGCCCCCUGUGACCCCAGAAUCCCAGAACCCCCUUGUGAGCAACACGGGCUGCUGUCCAAAACCAUCAGGGGCAAAAACCGCAGUUUGGAAGAUACCAGCAAGCUGGAGGAUGUGAUUUGACUCCUCCCCCUGCGCCCGCACACCCACACACCUGCAAGAACUCAGCCAAUAGGAGGGCGUUCCUGUGCUGCCAGUCACCGGAGGACUUCUGGAGAAGCGCACAGGUUGCCGCACCGUUGCCGCUCCCCCCGGGAGGCCGAGUUAGACGCCUGCUUUGUCCGCAUCUCAGAGCCAUUUCGUACACGGGCGCAUUAUUAACGCCAGGACAUUGCCGCUGGCGGAUGCUGCUUUUUGGGGUUUAUUUCUCUCCGGGGGGUGAGAGACUGGAGUAACAUUUCUCAGGGGGGGGGGUACCAGCUGACUGGCGCUGGGGGGCGAGAGACUGGCGACUGCGCCGUAGGAAACAGUGGAAUCUCUCGCCUCCAGUUCCCCCCCCCCACAAACUCAGGGGGCUGCCGGGCUACAGCCAAUGGGAGAGGGACCACCCUGCUGCUAUAUACACUCGUGUUUGAGCGUUUAUUUGUGUCGCCACAUUCCCAGGGGGGGGGUUAAUAUGUUCAUUAUUAAAUAACCACCCCGUAAUUAGCGUAGCGAGUACCGUCUGAAUUAAGCUUAGUAUAUCGUACUUAACUUACCCUUUAAACAGACUCUACCACCGGGCAAUCCCUUUAGCUUCCUGCACACCUGGGCAGUCUGUGUUUGGCCACUAGAUGGCACUGUUCCAAUGGGAAAGCAAUAUGGCAGCCCCAUUGAUGUACAACAGCCACUGUAAUUGUGAAUUGGGUGCUGCCCAUACUGACGCAGCAGGGACCCUGGGUGCUGCCCAUACUGACUCAGUUGGGACCCUGGGUGCUGCCCAUACUGACUCAGUUGGGACCCUGGGUGCUGCCCAUACUGACGCGGCGGGGACUCUGGGUGCUGCCCAUACUGACGCGGCGGGGACUCUGGGUGCUGCCCAUACUGACGCGGCGGGGACUCUGGGUGCUGCCCAUACUGACGCGGCGGGGACUCUGGGUGCUGCCCAUACUGACGCGGCGGGGACUCUGGGUGCUGCCCAUACUGACGCGGCGGGGACUCUGGGUGCUGCCCAUACUGACGCGGCGGGGACUCUGGGUGCUGCCCAUACUGACGCGGCGGGGACUCUGGGUGCUGCCCAUACUGACGCGGCGGGGACUCUGGGUGCUGCCCAUACUGACGCGGCGGGGACUCUGGGUGCUGCCCAUACUGACGCGGCGGGGACUCUGGGUGCUGCCCAUACUGACGCGGCGGGGACUCUAGGUGCUGCCCAUACUGACGCGGCGGGGACUCUGGGUGCUGCCCAUACUGACGCGGCGGGGACUCUAGGUGCUGCCCAUACCGACGCAGCAGGGACCCUGGGAGUAGCGCCAGUAGCUGCAGGGUUCCCCUGUGUCAAUAUGGGUGUCAACAGGGGGUGGGACAGACUGAAUCGGGGGGCUGUGAUUGUGAAUAAGCCCCAUAGUCUCGUCUGAGCGCAGAAUUUAUUGCUUUAAGCGACAUUUUCACAAUAUUUUUCUUCAUUUUCCUGCCUUUGUUUAAUUUAAGAAGUUCCGUUGGUUCCCCCCCCCCCCCCCCCAUGCCUUGCUCUGAUCCUGAGUGUCGUAAAGUGAGGCUGCGCUGCUGUUGAUUAGCUAGAGAGGAAGGGGUAGGAGUAGCAGGGAAUACACUCCCCAGAGACACAGUAAAUACCCCCCCUGCCCCCCCAACCUUACUGACACAAUAUGACCCCGGCCGGCGCUGAAGGUCGGGUUCCCUUGUGUCCUGUAAACAAGAGGGUGCUGUUUUGGGUGCUGCUAAUCCUCAGGCGGAAUGAGGGCAGGGAUAGAAUGUUCCGCACGUCGGGCAGGGUGGGACCCAGGGCCCCCAGGCCUUUGUGGGAAGGGAGCCAAUCAGCAGCCUGGGAGUUAUGUUUAGAAACCCCCCCCCCCCGGGACAACUAAACCCCUGGUGUGCAGUUAAAGGGGAAAUACGCCUCUUAUAAAAGUGCAGGGAGGAUUAAUACAUCAGUCCUUACCCAGAAUCCCUUCCUGCUGCAGCCAAUGGGCUCCUGCUGCCACUCACUGAUAGGGCGGGGCCCCAGGGGUUACUCAUUGUAAUGGGGAGGGGCCUAACCAAUCGCUUUACGGCUUUCAUUCUGCUUUGGGUGCAUGUAGAUAUCAGUUCCCCUUUACCUGAGGCAUUAGGAAGUGCAUUGUGGGUAACUGUGGGGCACAGAUUCACUUCACUGAACUCUAACCCCGGGGUCACUAAAUGAGGGCGUGGCCAAGCUGGAAACAAUUGGGCAGAGAUUCCUUUUAUUUAAUCUGCUGUUUCUGAUCCGCAGCUGCCAUUGGUUGUUGGAGGAUGCUGGGAGUUGUAGUUCAGUGACAGCUUUACCAUUACACACUGCAGAGCCUAGGUUUUAAUUUGUUAUUUAUACGCGGCGGUCACACAGGGGCCCCGGGCUCAUGGUCUGUCUGAGGGGGUAAUAGAUGUGUCUGAGGGGGGUAAUAGAUGUGUCUGAGGGGGUAAUAGAUGUGUCUGAGGGGGGUAAUAGAUGUGUCUGAGGGGGUAAUAGAUGUGUCUGAGGGGGUAAUAGAUGUGUCUGAGGGGGUAAAAGAUGUCUCUGAGAGGGUAAUAGAUGUGUCUGAGGGGGUAAUAGAUGUGUCUGAGGGGGGUAAUAGAUGUGUCUGAGGGGGGUAAUAGAUGUGUCUGAGGGGUAAUAGAUGUGUCUGAGGGGGGUAAUAGAUGUGUCUGAGGGGGUAAUAGAUGUGUCUGAGGGGGUAAUAGAUGUGUCUGAGGGGGUAAUAGAUGUGUCUGAGGGGUAAUAGAUGUGUCUGAGGGGGGUAAUAGAUGUGUCUGAGAGGGUAAUAGAUGUGUCUGAGGGGGUAAUAGAUGUGUCUGAGGGGGUAAUAGAUGUGUCUGAGGGGGUAAUAGAUGUGUCUGAGGGGUAAUAGAUGUGUCUGAGGGGGGUAAUAGAUGUGUCUGAGGGGGGUAAUAGAUGUGUCUGAGGGGGGUAAUAGAUGUGUCUGAGGGGGUAAUAGAUGUGUCUGAGGGGGUAAUAGAUGUGUCUGAGGGGUAAUAGAUGUGUCUGAGGGGGGUAAUAGAUGUGUCUGAGGGGGUAAUAGAUGUGUCUGAGGGGGGUAAUAGAUGUCUCUGAGAGGGUAAUAGAUGUGUCUGAGGGGGUAAUAGAUGUGUCUGAGGGGGUAAUAGAUGUGUCUGAGGGGGGUAAUAGGUGGGACCUGUGAGCCCCCAGGUUUGCCUGUUAAACUACAGCUCCCAGACUGGUGGGCAGAGGAUGCUGGGAGUUGUAGUAACACAGCCUCUAAUAAAUAGAACUGCCCCAGGAGACCAAGGAGCAUUUUGGGGCCCCGUGUGUUUAUCUGUCAUUUCUACAUAUUGUUAUUUAUUGUUUUUAUUAAUUUUAUUCCUAGAAUAUUUGUAACUAAAGAUAUAAAAUAAUCAAACCCUG